Arabidopsis thaliana (thale cress) is the source of this 459-nucleotide messenger RNA. Its product is annotated as GCK domain-containing protein. Lineage: Eukaryota; Viridiplantae; Streptophyta; Magnoliopsida; Brassicales; Brassicaceae. The record is from RefSeq and is marked reviewed. The coding region runs from base 1 to 459 and encodes 152 amino acids. The transcript has a single exon.
AUGUCUUCUAUGAAUGCGAAUGCUGAGAAUUCUGAGAGCAAACCAAAAAGCGGUAACGACCCUUUGGAUCAUGAAGGAGGAGAUUCAUCUGCUGCUUCGGAAGAUCCGAACAAAUCCAAAACAGUAAGUUCUGAUGAUGAUUUGAGUGAGACUAACAAGGAGAAAGAGGAAGAAGAUUGUGAAGAGUGUUGGCUUAGUCGGUAUUUGAAAAAAGGUGAUUGCAAAGAUGCAUUCAUAGAAGUUGAUCAUUGUAGGGAAGUGAAAGAUGACGGCACGAACUGUCGAGAUGCUAGAUUGAAGCUGAUUACAUGUAUGUAUACUAACGUCGAUUACUACGGACCGUUUCUAGCAAUGCAGAAAGAGAUGCGGACUCAGUCGUUAAAGGAGUUGGAACAAGGGGAGGAGGCAGCCGCUGCGGCGAAGAAGAAGGAAGAAGAAGAAGAAACCAAGGGAAAGUGA